Messenger RNA from Camelina sativa (false flax), 1415 nucleotides. RefSeq lists its product as uncharacterized. The record is from RefSeq and is a predicted model, not a curated record. Lineage: Eukaryota; Viridiplantae; Streptophyta; Magnoliopsida; Brassicales; Brassicaceae. Gene Ontology annotation, molecular function: ubiquitin conjugating enzyme activity.
CUUAAGUUAGAGAAAGCAAAAUCAUGAGUUUUUUUAUUACUAAUCUCUUCGGAGAGCCAUACGAACAAGGCAGUGACUCUAAUCAUGAUUAUGAUGAUGAUCGAGCUGGUGUUAUUAAUCUUUCCCAAGAGCCACACGAACAAGGUAUCAGCUGUGACUCUGAUCAUGAUGAUGAUGAUCGAGCAGGAGAUAAACCUAGAGUGCUACAUUCAGACAAGUUAAGGUCAAGAUCUGCUCAUAACUUCAUGAGACGUGCGGAGAAAGUUUGGGCUUUUCCUUCUACUACAGAGGAGGAAAAAGUUGAAUCCCUAAAACGUGUACGUGAGUCUAAACCGGAACCAGAAGAAGAAAAGGUGGGUGACGUCGUUCUUUUUGGGAAGAACAGUUACUUCGUGGUUGAUAUCUUCGAGAAAGAGAUCAUGGAGUUGGGAGACAAAGUGGAUCUGAACUUCAAAAGAUUCAGAAAGUUGGAAGCUGUUGAUGGAGACGCUCCACGAGACCAUCACUUCUACAAGUACCGUUGCUGUUACAAUUCUUGCUGCUGCGUUUGCUCGACCGGGGCCGUGGAGCGAGAGUUGGUGAUUCUUGAGAGAGGAUUAGCCUUGAAGGAGAAGAAAGGAGUCAGCUUCUUCGUGAGAACUUAUCAAGAAAGAAAAGAGCUCAUGAGGGUUGCUGUAACCGUGACUGAUUCUCAUCAUUAUCACAGUUUGUACUUCUUCGACCUCUUGUUCCCUACCGAGUAUCCAUAUGGAGCACCGAGUUUCUAUUACCAUCCGUAUGGCCUUCCUUUGACCACUCUUGACUCCCAAAGGUCAUUGAGAGUAAAGCUCCGCUACAACAUCUUAGAUGUGUUUCUCCACAUUCAAGACAUUGUGUUGAUGAACACCAACAAGUCAUGUCACCAGAUGCUAGAUAUGAUGGAACGGCCGCUCGCUGGGUUUCAAGAUUUCGUAAAAGGUUUCUUUAGGAAGAAGGGGCCGUUGAUUCUGCGGAACUUGAUGGAAGAGUUUGACAUGGAAAAGGAGAGGGACAAGAAAAUGUUCUGGAAGGUGUACACUGCGUUUGUAGACAAUAAAGCUUAUUGUGAGCAUCUUCUCAACAGUGAACUGAAAGCAGAGCUGGAGAAGAUGAAAGAGAAAGAGUAUACCUUAAGCGAUUACUACUAUGGUUCUACAUCUCCCUACUACCCAACCUACACUAAAAAGUCCGAUGGUAUCAAGAAGACAUCCAAAAACCUUAGCUUCUUGAGCAAGUACUUGCCUUUCGAUUAUUAGUGUCUGCUCUAUCUCUUUUCUUACCUUUUUGUAAUUUUUCAGAUAUUUAAUGAGUUUUUUUUUAUUUCGGGGAACGAGUCUCUGUCUCUGAUAAAAAUUAAAAAGUCAAGCGUUGAAUAUGUAGAUUUACAGCGAAAGAAA